AUGAAUGAUCACAACAGUCCAGUGGAUAAUUCGUCUCAACAUAGAGAGAGCUCAACACCUAGCCCUGCACAUUAUACACCUCAGGUGAUGAUGUCUCAUCCUCCUCCUUCAAUUAAUCAAGAUCAAGACAAAAGGAAUGUAAAACCUCCAAAGGCGCUUCAUGCAGACCCUUUUAUUCCUUCGGGAACGUUUUUUGAAGAACGAUACCUAGGAUUACCUCCCGCGAAAGAUGAUCUAUAUAAUAACGCCAUUGCAAAGAUAAAAUUCGAGCAAAAAUCUCAUAAUGAUGAUAAUGCUUUGGUAAGACACAAGAAGUAUCUUAAACAAUUACAACAACAAAAAGAGUCCGAAAAGAUAGAACGGACAGAGAAACAACUAGAAUCGGAAAGAAAAAAACAGCAAUUUGCUGAUACUCAAGCCAAGAUAAGGCAUGCUUUGAUCAACGAUUUUGACAUGACAAAGGAAAAAGUAGAAGAAUUAAUGAAUACAAAAAAUCCGUGUCCUAAAGAAAUAGUAGGGGAGGAAAAGUCAAAACAAAAGAAGAGUAAAAAGGAAAAGCCAGAAUGGGCAAUGACAACUGAAGAAAUAGAGAAGAAAGAAGAACAGGAAGUCGAGGACGUUCUGGACUUUAUAAACAAUCUUGAUUUCGAAGAGUAUAUUAAUGAUUUUGAGAUUAAAGAAGCGUUGUCCGUAAUUCAAGAAAGAGUCACAGAGAUUCGUGCAAGCAAGGAAAAGAGCGCAAACGAUCAAUUACCACUGGAUGCAGUAGACAAGAAUGUAAAUCAAGCUACCUUUAAAAAAGAAGAUGAUGUAUGCUCAGUUAUAUCAUCGACGUCUAGCAGGUCAGAAAGUUCAAUCAAAAAACGAAGACCCAUUCUUGAAAACAGUGCCCAACAUGAACAAGAAUGGAAUUCUUCCACAAAAUUAGAGGACGGAUCAAAAACACGAGUGAUAACUCUCACAGGGAAUUCUGACACAGCUGAAAAUAUUGCGAAAAUUCACUCAAAAGCAUCUCUUGGACAAGUUGUGCAAAAAGCAUCGUCCUAUACUGUUCCUAUAGUGACACAUCACGAAAAACACCACGCACAGCCUACUUUGCAUUUCGCAGGAGAAAUAAUCUCGACAGACGACAGCGGUAAUCAAGAACGAGUUCUCGUUAAAAUGAGAAAAGACAAGACGAAUGUACAAAAUUUACCUUACAUGUAUAGAUGUCCCUCAAUAUAA
Naegleria lovaniensis is the source of this 1224-nucleotide messenger RNA. RefSeq lists its product as uncharacterized. The transcript has 3 exons. The coding region runs from base 1 to 1224 and encodes 407 amino acids. NCBI's taxonomy places the organism in Eukaryota, Heterolobosea, Eutetramitea, Acrasida, Naegleriidae. The record is from RefSeq and is a predicted model, not a curated record.